This is a messenger RNA of Raphanus sativus (radish), 183 nucleotides long. Its product is annotated as ATP synthase small subunit 6-A, mitochondrial. The record is from RefSeq and is a predicted model, not a curated record. The transcript is spliced from 2 exons. Bases 16 to 183 code for a protein of 55 amino acids. Lineage: Eukaryota; Viridiplantae; Streptophyta; Magnoliopsida; Brassicales; Brassicaceae.
GAAGAGAGAAGAGAGAUGAGGUUGUUCGAUCCAUGGCCAGUGUUCUUCAAGAGGGAGUGGAAACGUACUUGGCCGUUUCUCACCGGAUUCGCCGUAACAGGCGUCCUCAUCACCAAGCUCACCGCUGGAUUCACUGAGGAAGACGCCAAGAACUCCAAGUUCGUUCAGCAACACAGGCGGUAA